This is a messenger RNA of Hemiscyllium ocellatum (epaulette shark), 688 nucleotides long. It is a transcript of the gene uraha, whose product is annotated as urate (5-hydroxyiso-) hydrolase a. Bases 206 to 622 code for a protein of 138 amino acids. Lineage: Eukaryota; Metazoa; Chordata; Chondrichthyes; Orectolobiformes; Hemiscylliidae. Gene Ontology annotation, biological process: purine nucleobase metabolic process. Gene Ontology annotation, molecular function: hydroxyisourate hydrolase activity. The transcript has 5 exons. The record is from RefSeq and is a predicted model, not a curated record.
AGUAGGUAGCAAAGGUUAUGUAGGAUUAGAUAAGGACAUGGACAUUGAUAGAGCUGUCAUUGUGAAAAAAGCAAACAUGUUGGAUUUGAACUACAAUCUCAAGGUCACUACAAAGCUGAACACCAGAAGUUUACUGUUUGGAUAUUCAGCUAUUGAUAAUCAGCAACCUGGGAAUGCAUCACAUAUCCCUGGAACAUUGGAUUAAAUGAGUGCACAACGCCUUUUGCAUAUUCAGGAUCAUCUCAAAAUAAAAAAGAAUAACUCUCCAGACCACAAAAUGUCACAGAGCCCUCUAACUACCCACAUACUCAACACAGCACAAGGCAUCCCUGCUGCACAUGUUACAGUCAGUGUCGUCAGACUGGAGGACAAAGCAUGGAGAGAGAUUGCAAGAGGGGUUACAAACUCCGAUGGCAGGUGCCCAGGUCUGCUUACAUCAGAAACCUUUGUUCCUGGGAUAUACAAGAUGAAGUUCGCUGUAGAUGAGUAUUGGCAAUCAUUAAACUUGGCCAGUUUCUAUCCAUACAUAGAGGUUGUUUUCAACAUCUCUGAUGCAAGUCAGAAGUACCACAUUGCUCUUCUCCUGAGUCCCUUCUCAUACAGUACCUAUCGAGGAUCCUAAGCGUUCUAAUUGUUCUAGCUGAUAUGAGCUACAUAUUAAGUUUUAAGUCACUCUACAAGGAAGCAU